This is a messenger RNA of Chiloscyllium plagiosum (whitespotted bambooshark), 865 nucleotides long. The record is from RefSeq and is a predicted model, not a curated record. NCBI's taxonomy places the organism in Eukaryota, Metazoa, Chordata, Chondrichthyes, Orectolobiformes, Hemiscylliidae.
CUCUUUCCGGCGUAGACGUUAGACGGAGGUCGGCGAUGAGGAGACAGCCAUGAGGGGUCAGGCCGCCGCGGUGCCCGAUAUCUGCGCCGCCUACGUGGCCGGGCGGGAGCGGGAGUGCUCCCCGAGCCGGGAGCUGGCUCCCUCGCGCCCCGGUGAGGCCAUGCAGCUGAAGAAGGAGAUCUCCCUGGUCAACGGCGUCUGCCUCAUCGUGGGCAACAUGAUCGGCUCAGGCAUCUUCGUCUCGCCCAAGGGGGUGCUGAUGUACAGCGCCUCCUAUGGCCUCUCGCUGGUGGUGUGGGCGGUCGGAGGGCUCUUCUCCAUCUUCGGCGCCCUCUGCUACGCCGAGCUGGGCACCACGAUCACCAAGUCGGGCGCCAGCUACGCCUACAUCCUGGAGGCCUUCGGCGGGUUCAUCGCCUUCGUGCGGCUCUGGACCUCCCUGCUGAUCAUCGAGCCCACCAGCCAGGCCAUCAUCGCCAUCACCUUCGCCAACUACCUGGUGCAGCCCGCCUUCCCCACCUGCCAGCAGCCUUACCUCGCUGCCCGUCUCAUCGCUGCCGCCUGUAUCUGUACGCCCGUUUUCCGACAGACCUUCGCUGACCAGGUCUUUGGCGUCUUCAACUGGACCAUCAUGGUGGCCGUCGCUCUGUCCUGUUUCGGCGGACUCAACGCCUCCAUUCUCGCCGCCUCCAGGUACGUCCUCCGCCCCUCCCCCCCACGCUAUCUCGUCCCUCCCGCCUGGUGCCGCCUCUCGCGCCGAACCCAACUGUUGUGGACCAGGCCCGACCCCCCCCCCACUAAACAUCUUGCCGCAGACCCAUUUGUGUUGGCCGAUCGUGCGGCGGAUAUUCCCAGAGCGCGUUAG